CAGGUAUCCUAGUGGCGUCCGACUCAGGUGCUGUUGAGUUGUGGGAGCUGGACAAGAACCAGACACUCAUUGUCAGCGAGUUCUGCAAGUAUGAGCAUGAUGACAUCAUGUCUACAGUCAGUGUCCUGAGCUCUGGCACGCAGAUGAAUGAGACCACACAAUGUUUGUCCUUCUCCGAUUGACUUAUUUCACUCAGCAUAAUACCCUCAGGUCCAUCCAUGUCAAAGCAAAUGCUCACUCUGGGCAGGUCACCUGUGUCACGGCCUCUCCCCACAAGGAUUCCAUGUUCCUUUUAUGCGGUGAGGACAACAGAAUUUUACUCUGGGAUACCCGCUGUCCCAAGCCAGCAUUACAGAUGGGCUGCACUGCCUCUGGCUACCUUCCUACCUCCCUGGCUUGGCAUCCUCAGCAGAGUGAAGUUUUUGUUUUUGGGCUGCUUCUUGUGCUGAAACACCAUGAUGGCGCAGCCCACAAACUGGUGUGUUAUUUUGCCAGCUGGGCACAGAGUCGCCCUGGGCCUGCCUCCGUCUUGCCCCAUGACCUGGACCCCUUUCUCUGCACCCACCUGAUCUUUGCCUUUGCCACCAUGGAAAACAAUCAGAUUGUUGCUAUGACUUCCCAGAAAGGGAAAAUUGUCUACCCAGAGUUCAACAAGCUCAAGGAGAGGAAUAGGGAGCUGAGAACACUGCUGUCCAUCGGUGGCUGGGACUUUGGCACAUCCAAGUUCACCACUAUGCUGUCCACAUUAUCCAACCGGAAAAAGUUUAUCAAUUCAGUUAUAUUGUUACUGAGGACAUAUAAUUUUGAUGGUCUGGACCUCUUCUUCUUGUACCCUGGACUAAGAGGCAGCCCCAUGAGUGAUCGGCGGACUUUUCUCCUCUUAAUCAAAGAGCUCCUCUUUGCCUUCCAGAAUGAGGUGAAGCUUGACACGCGCCCAAGGCUGCUGCUCUCUGCUGCUGUCUCUGGGGACCCAUACAUCAUACAAAUAGCUUAUGAUGUUCACCUUCUAGGAAAACUCCUGGAUUUUAUCAAUGUCUUGUCUUAUGACUUUCAUGGAAGCUGGGAAAAGUUCACAGGACACAACAGCCCCCUGUUCUCUCUGCCUGGAGACCCCAGCUCUUCGGCAUAUGCCAUGAAUUACUGGCGAAAGCUGGGGGCACCCCCAGAGAAGCUCCUCAUGGGAUUCCCCACCUAUGGACGUACCUAUCACCUCCUUAAAGCCUCUAAGAAUGGGCUGCAGGCCAAAGCUGUGGGACCCGCAUCUCCAGGAAUGUACACCAAGCACCCUGGUUUCUUGGCUUAUUAUGAGAUUUGCUCCUUUCUCCAGAGAGCGACAAAGCGCUGGAUUGAUUUUCAGCAGGUCCCAUACGCCUACAAGGGGAAGGUAUGGGUUGGCUAUGAUGAUGCCAACAGCUUCAGUUCCAAGGCAAUGUUCAUAAAGGAAGAGCAUUUUGGGGGAGCCAUGGUAUGGACAUUGGACCUGGAUGAUGCCAAGGGCACUUUCUGUCGCACUGGGCCUUUCCCCCUGGUCCACAAGCUGCAUAGUCUCCUGGUGCAGGCUGGAGGAAAGUCUACAGCUACUAAUAUGCAUGGAAAGUCUCAAAAUACUACUACUACAAGCCACAGAGGUGGAACUGUGAGCCCUACGAGCAAAACUGCAUCCUUUGUAAGGCACACUGUGGCUCUGGAAGGGAAGACUGAGACUGUUGGAGAAAUGACUGGAAGGGAGACUGUGACCCUUGGAGAAAUGACUAUGAUUUCCAUGCAAUUAUUGACCUCUGUAAAGAAGGAUAAGCCCUUUGUAAAGAGGGCAGUAGCCUCAGAAAUGAUGACUAUCCCCUCUGGAAAGAUGAAAGUCACUCCUGAUGGGCAGACCAAGAUUCUUAGAGGAGAGAAUUUGACUUCUGAAGUGAACACUGACUCCCUGUUGGGUUAUGUUGAUCUUUAGAUGGAAGCCAAAAGCAAGAGGCCAUCCUCCGGCCCUGUCAUCUAGCCCCAGGACACAUUCCUCCUGUUUUGACAACCCUGUGUUCCCAUUAAAGGAAAUGAUUCCUCUGUCAACUCAAUGACCCUUCCAACAAGUGCUCUCUAGAGAAAGAAAAACCCAGGAAACUCUGCUGUGGGUCAAGGAGCCUUAACCUUGUUAAAGGCAGAAGCUGGGGAAAACCCUUGUCUUUUCUUGUAGGUCCCCCAACAGGAGCUGCUUUUACUCAGACAUGCAUAAACCAUUCAUGAGUACGAGCAGGCCCCAAAGCUAGUGAGUUCAUCUCUUUUCUGUUGAAUAAACUGGAAACACAAAAAUCUGUCUGAGUUCUCUGGAGUUCUUUUCUUGAAAUGACCUGUGCAAUGCAAUUGUCAGCAUCUGCUUUCAAGUUCAUUUUCCCCUACUGCUUUUUUGGAAGGAGGAAGUUUGUGUCUAGCCCAUGCUGAUGUUUCCAGUGUGGAUUAUGUGCUUCCCUCUCUGCCUUGAAGAACUACUCCCCUCAGUGGUGGUCAGAGCCAGAAUCUCUUCCAGGGCAGUUCCCACAAUCCUCUUAUUUCACUCCUGUGUAACAUCUGCUCCCAUGAAUAUGUCAGAACUACUCUUGCCAAGGUAACUGGUAGUGCCCAUGCUGUUAUUUGCAGUGGCCAAGUCUCAGUUCCAACCUUCCUUGAGGCAGCAGCAAUAUUGACACACUUGGUCACGCUGUCCUCCUUGACACACUUUCUUCACUGUGCUUCUUGGUUUUGUUUUUACCUGAAUGGUCAUUCUUUCAUAGUGUUCUAUACUGACGUCUCUUAUUUCUGAUCACUUAGGGUAGGGGAGCUCUAAGUCUCUUCUCGGGGUCUCUUUUCUUCUACAUUUACAUUCGUACUCUUGGUGUUGUCAUCUAAGCACAUCACUUAGCAGCUAUAAUAUUGUCAAGAGAACAAAAGCACAAAAGAACAUCUAUAGCAUGCUAUCUUUCAUGUAAGAAGGAAGAGGUUAUAAGAAAGUACAUGUCUGCUAAUUCAUGCACAGAGUAAUACAGAAAGGAUAAACAUGGAAAUAAUGAUAUUCGGUACCUGUAGGAGUUGAGUGGAGAUGGGAUUGAAGGAAUGGGAGACUGAGGAGAAGGUACAAGGGAAGGAGGGGGUUGACACUUACCUGAGUACUCAUAUUUGUGUAAUUCUGACUUUUAGAACCAUGAAAAUGCCUCACGUGAUCCACAAAAACAAAUAAAAUCAAACCAAAACUGAAA
Molecule: messenger RNA, 3221 nt
Organism: Canis lupus familiaris (dog)
Lineage: Eukaryota; Metazoa; Chordata; Mammalia; Carnivora; Canidae
Gene: OVGP1
Product: oviductal glycoprotein 1
Exons: 16
Coding region: 161-1948 (595 amino acids)
Biological process (GO): carbohydrate metabolic process; chitin catabolic process
Cellular component (GO): extracellular region
Molecular function (GO): chitin binding; protein binding; chitinase activity
Source: RefSeq, a predicted model, not a curated record